AUGCGCGCAUAUUAUGUCCGCGCCAUUAGUCUCCGUGCAAGGAUUUUGAAAUACGUUAAAGCGUUAGAGGGUGAAAUACCAUGGGAGUUGGAGACGUCGAAGUUCUCCCUUCUGAAUGCGGAGCUUCAGAGUCUCGAGCGCUCCAUUCCGGAUACAUUUAAGAUGACUACCCCAAACAAAUAUCUUUACAAGGCCUUGGGGAGACUCAAUCUAUUUUUCGGUCUUCACAUUCUGCUAGCACAAACGUCCAAUGAUUUAUAUCGCAUCUGUGUGGCACAGCUAGUAUUUCCCAACACUUCAACAAAAUGGAUCCGAGAAAAUGCACCACAAGCCUUUUCUGAGAGAUGUCACUGGAUGUGUUUGAAGAAGGCUGUGUACGUCGCGAAGCUCUUGAAGGACCUUUGGUUGUUCCACCGGCCAAGUCUUAUUGAUACUUCUUACGCAAACCAUGUUCAGAUUUGCAGCAGUGUUUUGCUCACCACUCUUCUCUCGUGGGGUGAAGCAGAGCCUUUGCUUCCCCACAUUGAAUUGAAUGACUAUGAGAACAUGUUGCGAGAUAAUUUGACCAUUUUGCAGUAUUUGCAAAGAUACAUUAAGGUGGAUGCCUACUGUCAGUCAGCAAGAGAAGCCCUAAGGCGAUUCAAAAAGCUAUUGCCGGUGGGGGAGCUGUCAAAAACAAACCACUCCUCAACCGGCCGCGGGGUCGAUAAUCAGAAUGUGUCAUACUCACAGUCGUCUCUUGACUAUAUCUUGAAUCCAUUAGGGACAUAUCCUUUGGCCCGAAAGCAAACACAAGACCACGAUACAUUGAAUUCUUCUGUGGAAGUCAUAAUGAGCGAAUCUUUCGACGUUAUGACUGAGCCCCAGCCACCAACGGCCAAUAGCAACAUCGGAAGCUUUGGUGACCUUGUCUCCUCCAGCCCCUUCGACUGGUCAGAGACUCUCAUCUUUGAUUCAGCAGGGUAUCCCACUUUCUUAGAUGAGCUUACAGGGUGGAAUGCUCAAACACUAGAGUGGAAUGAAUUAAGCAGUGAAUAA
Penicillium pulvis is the source of this 1038-nucleotide messenger RNA. RefSeq names its product fungal specific transcription factor domain-containing protein. The record is from RefSeq and is a predicted model, not a curated record. The transcript has a single exon. NCBI's taxonomy places the organism in Eukaryota, Fungi, Ascomycota, Eurotiomycetes, Eurotiales, Aspergillaceae. Bases 1 to 1038 code for a protein of 345 amino acids.